Messenger RNA from Prorocentrum cordatum, 578 nucleotides. The record is from the annotation of a GenBank genome assembly. Lineage: Eukaryota; Dinophyceae; Prorocentrales; Prorocentraceae.
AGGCGGACAACUCCCAGGAGCUGUUCAGACUACCGCCCUCUGCCGAUCUGACGAACGGCUGGGACCUCACCAGGAUGGCCCUUGAGGACAAGGAGGGCGGCAUCGAGUUUGAUUAUUACGGCUUCGAGUACGGGCACAUGAUGAAGUCUAUCUUAGGCGAGGAGCCGCCCGCUAAUGGGCGCUGGCUCCCGCCGCGCGCCCCCGCGCCCCCGCCCCUCGCUCGGCCGUCGUCGUCGUCGUCGGCCGUCGUCGUCGUGUCGUCGUCGUCGUCCUCGUUCUCGAGGUCGUCGUAUCGAAGGUGGUUCGAGCGCGUCUGGAGGUUCUCAUCACCUCAGCGGGACGCCACUCAGACAAUUUGCCAUGAUGGACCCCAGGGGAGUGAACGGCGGACCAGGUUUGAAUGGAUUUUGCUCGGUGGCGGGGCGAUACGUAUAUUUCUCAGAAAUGUCUCCGCCUCUCCGCCUUCUCUUUCCUCUUUUCGACCUCCACAUCAUCAAAGCAGUGGACUCUCACUCGUGGGCUGGGGAAAUACCUUGGUCGUGGUGGGACACCCUCUAUUCUUCAUCCUUCGCGAAUCC